Molecule: messenger RNA, 1828 nt
Organism: Lutzomyia longipalpis
Lineage: Eukaryota; Metazoa; Arthropoda; Insecta; Diptera; Psychodidae
Gene: CCT8
Product: T-complex protein 1 subunit theta
Exons: 2
Coding region: 82-1719 (545 amino acids)
Biological process (GO): protein folding
Cellular component (GO): chaperonin-containing T-complex
Molecular function (GO): ATP binding; ATP-dependent protein folding chaperone; ATP hydrolysis activity
Source: RefSeq, a predicted model, not a curated record
UUUCUUUCUGGAAAUUUCUUCCAAAGUGAGGUUAAGUUGUUGUAUUUAGUGCUUCUGUGUGUGAAAAAUCUGAUCGGAAAAAUGGCCCUCUCAGUCCCCAAAGCCCCCGGAGUAUCUUCAAUGUUGAAGGAUGGAGCACGGAUGUUCAGUGGACUCGAUGAGGCGGUAUUCAGGAAUAUCUCAGCAUGCAAGGAAUUUGCACAUUCAGUGCGUUCAGCCUAUGGGCCCAAUGGGAUGAAUAAGAUGGUGAUUAAUCAUCUGGAAAAGCAGUUUGUGACCUCGGAUGCGGGUACAAUUAUCCGGGAAUUGGAUGUAGAGCAUCCAGCUGCACGAUUGAUGGUACUCGCAAGUCAGAUGCAGGAAGCUGAAGCAGGGGACGGCACUAACUUCGUGGUUAUUCUCGUGGGAGCACUUUUGGAGGAAGCUGAGGAGCUUCUGAGGCUGGGUGUGACCACCAGUGAGAUUGUUGAGGGUUACGAGAAGGCCCUGACGAAGGUUCUGGAAAUUCUGCCUGAACUCGUGUGUCACGAAGUGAAGGAUUGUCGGGAUUUUGGGCAAGUCCGUGAAGCAAUUCGGGCUUCAAUUAUGUCCAAACAGUACGGGAAUGAGGACUUCCUGGCAGAACUCAUUGCCAAGGCGUGCAUUUCCAUCCUCCCUGAGAAGACAACCUUCAAUGUGGACAACAUACGUGUUUGCAAGAUUCUCGGGAGUGGCAUUCAACGCUCUGAAGUGCUUCAUGGGAUGGUUUUCAAGAGACAAGUUGAGGGUGACAUCACAAGUCAGCGUGAUGCAAAGAUUGCCCUUUUCUCCUGCCCAGUGGACAUCAUUCAGACGGAAACAAAGGGAACGGUUCUCAUUAAAACCGCCGAUGAGUUGAAGAACUUCAGUCGUGGCGAGGAGAGUCUCCUGGAGGAGCAAAUUAAAGCCAUUGCAGCCACAGGGGCGAAGGUUGUUGUAUCCGGUGGGAAGUUCGGGGACAUGGCGCUGCAUUUUAUGAACAAAUACGGCCUCAUGGCGGUGCGCUUGCUGUCAAAGUUUGAUCUGCGACGCCUCUGCAAGGCUGUCAAUGGAACGGUGCUGCCCCGUCUUACUGCCCCUGCUGCUGAGGAGCUUGGAUACUGCGACAGUGUUGCUGUGGAUGAAGUUGGAGGCACCACUGUGGUUGUUUUCCGCAGUGAAGGCAGCGAAGGACGUAUUGCCACGGUUAUUAUCCGGGGAUCCACGGACAAUGCCAUGGAUGACGUUGAGAGAGCCAUUGAUGAUGGGGUCAAUAACUUCAAGGCUCUCACUAAUGAUGGGCGCCUUCUGCCGGGAGCUGGAGCCGUCGAGGUGGAGCUUUCCCAGCGUCUAGCUGUCUUUGCAGACACCCUCCCAGGGCUGGAUCAGUACGCUGUGCGGAAGUUUGCAGCCGCCCUGGAGGUCUUCCCCAAGGCCCUGGCUGAAAAUACCGGCGUCAAUUCCACGGAAGUCCUCCAGGCUCUUCAUCUAGCUCAUCGUGGUGGUGCCGCUACGCAGGGCUUCAAUCUCGAGAGUGAUCUUCCGGGAACACUCGAUGCAAAGGAAGCCAAAAUCUUCGAUGGAUACUCAACGAAGGUUUGGGCCCUCCGGAAUGCCGUGACAGCUGCCACAACCAUUCUCAAAGUCGAUCAAAUUAUCAUGGCUAAGAGGGCUGGUGGACCGAAGCCACGACAAGCUCCCGGAAGCGACGAUGAAGCUUAGAACGCGCGCCCGGAAACUUCAUCACUUUUUCCUUCUUCUUCUUAAGCUUUUUUUGUAUUAACCUCACAAAGAUCUUUCAGAAAAUACAUCCAGUUUCACUAAAAUAAAA